Prunus avium (sweet cherry) is the source of this 1231-nucleotide messenger RNA. RefSeq lists its product as uncharacterized. The record is from RefSeq and is a predicted model, not a curated record. Lineage: Eukaryota; Viridiplantae; Streptophyta; Magnoliopsida; Rosales; Rosaceae.
ACAAAUCCCACUCUCGUCAGGGUUUUAUUAUAAAGAGAGCAGAGAGAGAGAGAGACACAGAGACACAGAAACACAGAGAGAAGAGGCAGAUCAGACUUUAUAAAUGGCCGAAGAACCCAAAACGUGGUCGUCCAGCUCGCAACCUUCUUCUACACCUAAAUCGCCCGAAGAAAUUCUCCAGAAACCUCAGGUUCCACCACUCUCUGGGCUUCCAUCUUUCCCAAAUGGUGAUUUUCAGAUGUUACCAAUCAUGUACCCACUUCUUGUUCCUGGGUUAAAUCCUUUACAAGAUCAGGAGCAGAUGAACCGUGGAGCAGGCAUAUAUGCUGUUCCUGUUCACCCAUUUAUGGGGCCAGUUACAGGAGUUUCAUCUAACACUCUGAUUCCGCUUACCUACAACAUACCCACAACUAGAGCAAGUCCAGAGGUUGGCACUGUAGGGGAGCAGCAAGGCCAAGAGGGAGAACAACAACAACAGCAGCAACGUCAACAGCAACAGCCUGCACAUCAGAGACAAGUGGUUGUGAGGAGAUUUCAAAUAGCAUUUCAGCUUGAUGUGUUGCUUAUUGUGAAGCUUGCAGCUGUAAUAUUUCUAUUCAAUCAAGAAGGGUCUAGACAAAGGCUUGUUGUCCUUGUGAUUGUCGCUUCAAUUGUCUACUUAUAUCAAACUGGCUCGCUCACACCAUUAGUACGAUGGCUCUCUCAAGGCAUGCAUAGGGCAGCUGUGCCUCCUCAUCCCCCAAGGCCUGUAGCCAGGGCCGGAAAUGUUCCUCCUGCUGCAAGGCAGGGGGUUGACAAUGCUGCUUUGGCAGAUGGACAGCCGGGAGCCGAGAAUGAGAAUCGGCCUGCAGAUGAUGGAAAUCAGGCGCUUGAAAAUGAGAAUGUGCCAGCACCUGAUGGAGCCAAUGGUGGUAACCGCUGGUGGGGAAUUGUUAAAGAGAUUCAGAUGAUCGUUUUCGGCUUCAUCACUUCACUUCUCCCAGGUUUUCAUAAUAUAGAGUAGUAGAUCAUAUGCAGCGGAGUAGUCUGUUGAACAAACUGUGGAGCUGGCAACUCUUCUUUUAUAUAGAUAUAUAUAUUAAAGAAAGUAGAUGUAUUUGUAACAGAUAUUGUAAUUUUCCUUCUCUUAUUGGUGGGAGUGCUUUUCAGCUCUCCUUCCAAAUUGUAUGAAUUACGUCUGCAGUUGCUUAAUCUUUCGGCUGCCUUCCGGUUCUCUUGUAUUUUCUUUGUA